AAAAAAAAAUGACAAAAAAGAAAGAAACAAUGGAUGAGAGGUAUGAAAAAAUCGUAUCAGUUGGGGGUGGAACAUUUGGUGUCGUUUGGAAGGCAGUCGAUAAACAAACACACGAAGUCGUGGCCGUCAAGAAACUGAUCGAAAAAUACGAUCGAGAUAAUAAACAUCUCGUUCUUAGAGAGAUCAAGGCUCUCAAGGAGAUGGGCAACCAUCCGAAUAUCGUAAAACUCAAAAAAUUCGCUAAAGAACACAAUGACAUCUACAUGGUGUUCGAAUACAUGGACUCCAGUCUCUACAGAUUUAUGUUGGACCGAACCAAGAAUCCGUUUUCAGAAGACGAGAUUCGAGAGAUGUGUUUUCAGUUGUUUCAAGGUCUUUCACAUAUGCAUCGUAAUGGAUACUUUCACCGUGACUUAAAACCCGACAACCUUCUUGUCUCUGAAGGUGUUAUAAAAAUUGGUGAUCUUGGUUCUACCAGAAAUAUUAAUGAUCCGUUACCAUAUACGGAUUAUGUCACCACACGAUGGUAUCGGGCUCCUGAAGUUCUUCUUGGUUCGACAGGUUAUGAACCAUCUGUUGAUAUGUGGGCUAUGGGUGUAAUCAUGGCUGAGUUAUUUACCUUCCAGCACUUGUUUGAUGGUUCUUCUCAACAAGAUAUGAUUGACAAGAUUUGUAAGGUUUUGGGCACCCCGACGGAGAGUACGUGGAGUUGGGGUGUUCGUCGUGCAAGGAAGAUGAAUAUUCAGUUGCCAGACUGGAUUGGGGUGGAAUUUUCUCAGUUGCUUCCAUAUGCAAGCCCGGAUGCAGUGAACUUGAUUAGUUCACUUCUUUCUUGGGAUCCGUUUAAUAGGCCAACAGCGUUGGAGGCGCUUCAGCAUCCCUUUUUCAAUAAAUGUAACCAUGUUGCCCGACUCAGAUGGCAUAAUCCCGAUGAUACCGCUUUAGCUAAAGAGAACGGAAGAUUUGUAUUCGAAGCAGCGAUAGAGCGAGAGAUGGUGAAGCAGCAAAGGAGGAUGAGCAAUUGGAUUUAUAUUGAUUAGUUACUGAUGGAAAUUCUUUGUUAGUUUUAAACAUGUUAUAUAUGUAGUAUGUACAGCUUUUAGUUCAGAUUCUAUGCCAAUAUGUUCAAUAUGCAGGUUUCAAAUAAAGAAAUCAUGUUGUAUGGAACCUCAUGUAUAAAUAGUUAACAUCAUAAAUGGU
Molecule: messenger RNA, 1200 nt
Organism: Erigeron canadensis
Lineage: Eukaryota; Viridiplantae; Streptophyta; Magnoliopsida; Asterales; Asteraceae
Product: cyclin-dependent kinase F-4-like
Exons: 1
Coding region: 9-1040 (343 amino acids)
Biological process (GO): protein phosphorylation; intracellular signal transduction
Cellular component (GO): nucleus; cytoplasm
Molecular function (GO): ATP binding; protein serine/threonine kinase activity
Source: RefSeq, a predicted model, not a curated record